CUAUCAUUUAGCUCGGAAAUUGACUGUCUUUUUUUCCCGAUAGAUGGGUCUUGCCUGCUCCGUCCAUUCAACAAUGACGCAUAAACCCCACAAUGGGGCAACAUUUUAGCAUUCCCCUGGGACUACGUUAGUUAGAAUGCGGCCGGCUGUUUCAGGGGUCCAGCUGCCUCCCUUGCCGUGAGUUUAGGUACUGUACAUAUAGCUAUCCGCCAAUCUAAUCCAGCUAUUCCAGCCAAUUCAGCUACCUACUUUUCCAAGGUAACAUCCGAGAUCACCGUCACAUGCCAACUUUCCAACUUCUAUAUUCAUACCUUACCAUACGAUAGUCUUCCGGAACUUUGCCAGACUACCGACGACCGAUCACUAUGUCCUCGGUCUUGCGGUCCAUCACAUAAUGCAUAUAAAAACACCACGGAAUCGAGGGACAGUAGUGCAGCCAUGUCGGCGCGACCGCUUGUAUCCUCGAGUGAACCUAGGGUUCACCGAGACGACGAAUCCGCAUUGAUGAGAGCAUCGUCGCAAAGGAAUUUGGCCCCAGGCCAACUGGACAGCUCAUUAUCUUCUCUCGACUCUCGCCAAACCACUCCUGCUCCCACCCCUUUGCCCUCAGCAUCUCGUCGCCGUGUUAUUAUUCCAGACCCUGUAGCUUUUAGAUACUUAGAAGAAGACCCCUGCGUUACUGUCGUCGAGCGAAGGCAGGAACUCAAGGGUUACGAGCUAUACCUUGUCGAGCAAUGGGCUUGUUCCCGUCAGUCACCAACGCUUGUCAUCGUUACAUAUACCGGAGAUGAAAAGCAUUCGGUUGUGGUCGGGGUGUUGAGUGUCCCGGCCGACGAGAAGGCUUGGUCGUCAAGGUUGCGCCUCUACUUCAAGGCCAUCCAACAAUACCAUGCGCGGCCCAAGGAUACGAACCUAGGAGAGUUGAUGGUCACGAACCUAAGCAGUUUUCCUUCUGCUUUGACCGUUAUAUCUGUUCCCGACGGAGACAUAAAGACACAUCGAAAGGAAUUUAUCGUCAACGAAGACCUUAAAAGAUUGGGCUGUUCCGGUCGGUCUGGCAUGACCUUAUCCGAACCUACCGGAGCAGCUAAGACCAAGUUCUAUCAGUUGUAUAAGACCACUGACAAAAUACCAUUCCCUGAUGCUGUAGUCGAACUAGUCAAGAUGUGUCAAGUGGCAUUAUUGUUAUUUGGAAAGCUAGACCAAGUUUAUAUCGACGGAUUACUAUGCGAUAUUACCGAAACUGCUAUCGGGAAUUGGUGGACCGAAUUUGGAGCGGAAUACUACAAUAUAGAGCCGGCUGAUGGUAUCCUGGGGCCCACAACCGUCGCUGCGCUGCUUGGAUUAUUGGUGGGUGCGCGUAACAGACUAAGCUACUUUGGAGCUCCCGUCCCAAAGGACGUCUUCGACAUAGACUCGAUGGAGAAAGGUAUUUCUCAUUUUCAGAAAUAUCAGAAGCUGGAGAGAAGUCGCCGACUGGAUCGACAAACUAUGCAUAAGCUUCACUCGGCGACGGCAAAAGCGGCCGCAGGCGAGGGCUGGGGUGUGCAGAAGGCAGUUAAGUCGACAAUGACCGAAAUAGGAGGGAAGCGAGGCGAGAUCGUUCUUGGUAUGGUCGGCGGUCGAGAUAAAGGAGGUAUCGGGGACAUUGAGGGCCUAGACCUUGACAGGUUUAUCAGCCUAGCCUCUGGAGAACGUGCGAAAUGGUUAUGGCACGGCAAGCCUAAGCGUUCGAAUCCGGAUAACCACGAAAGACCGAUACCUGACAUGAGCAAUAUCCUAUUUGGCAAAGAUGAUCUUUCUGGCCAGGCGAAAAGGGUACAUUCGGCGCCUCUGGAGGAUGAAGAAGCUCGUCGCCGAGACGAAAUUCCAGGUGUUUAUUCCACUACCCCUGCGUCUGGUUCUGCGGUUAGUAUAGUAGACAGCCCUGGGGAGAAGGACGCACUUCGGCGUGGGUUCAAGAGUGUCGCUCGGGAUGCCCGUUCGGGUCUUGGACGGAUAAAGGAUGCCGUCUAUAGUGGCGGUGGCUUACGAAGCCACAAUAGCCGGCCGUCAAAAGACGAGUCCUCGGAAACCACCAUCUCCGGGCCACGAUCCUCCAUAUUGACGGACUCUUCGGCAGGGAUAUUAGCAAGUGCAAGUCCAGGUCCAGGCCAAGUCGGUAGAGCGUUUACCUGGAAGAAUAAACCGGAGGAGUAUCUGAAUGGCGUCAAGAAAGAAAGGGAAGUUGAAUCCGCACCAGCAUCAGUGGCCCUCCUAGGAACUGAGGAUACAUUACCUAAAGAACCCCGAUCAAGCCUUCAUGUGAAUGGCGAGGCCCAGAAACCGAUGAACGGCGACGUUAAGCGAGUAUUGCAUGCUAUGGAUAUACGGAAUGGAGUUACUGCGGCUGUCGAAUCCUCGGUAGCCGGCUCUGUUGUCGCUGAGGGUGACUUGCAAGGGCCAUUAAUGGAGGCGGAACAAAAGUUCAGCGACGGUUUGUCUAGGCUGUACAGACGGCAUAGCAUCGGUGUCUCACGGCCUCCAGACCGCCGCGCCCCGAAUGAAGCCCGAUGGGCUCGGAGACUAUCCUUUGGGGAUGCUGAAGAAGCCGUUCUACGGUGGGAGGAAAUAGCCGACCUUGAAUUGGACGAAGAAGUGGAUAAUAUGACAGCAUCGGAGAAACACGCAUACCUCACAGAACUCGCUAGGAGUCUAUAUGUGGAUAUUCUUGAUGUUAAACAGAGUGUUGAGCCUUGGGUCGAUGCGAAGAUUAGGGAGGUUGAGGACAUCGAUGACCAUUAUGCGCAGCAGCAAGAUGAGUUGCAGGAAAUCUACGAGAAGCGAACCGAUGCAUACCGGCGUGCUAAGGACAACUCGCAGGAGGCGGUGGCGGAGCAGCGAGCACGCAUCACAGAAGCACUUGGGGAGGUGGGAGUGCAGGCGGCUAAGCUGGAGUAUGAGAUUAAUGCUCUCGUCUCCCGUGUCCAGGAUGUUGAAGACGGUGUAGCGCAGUUCGAGAUACAAGUGAACGACGUGGAGCGGAGAGCUGACGAGCUGAAGAUGCAGCUUGAGACGGAGAGCUGGUUACAUUGGGCUGUGCGGACGCUGACGGGCAUUGGGACGGGUCCGAAUAUUACGAGACCACGACCGGAACCAAAACCCGAGUCAAGGUCAAAGUCAAAAACACAGCAGAAGAGAUGAUCAUCGGUUUCUCUUCUUUUCUUUAGUCCUUCUAACUGUUACAUAUUUUCUCGGAGAUUGUUAUUUCUUUUUUGAUUAAAUCUAUUAUGGUUUAGGAAAAAAGGGGCAAGGGCAAGCAUAGCAUUUGGCAAAGCGAGCAUUCGGAGUCUGGCGAGUUGAUCAUCCUCACUUACGAAAUACAUGUAUUUCUAGAUACCCGGCCGGUGCAAUAGAUUAUAUAUUCGUUUCAUCAUUGGCAUAAUAAUUAUUCUAUUUUGUGUUAAAA
Annulohypoxylon truncatum is the source of this 3448-nucleotide messenger RNA. RefSeq lists its product as uncharacterized. Gene Ontology annotation, cellular component: Sin3-type complex. The coding region runs from base 439 to 3183 and encodes 914 amino acids. NCBI's taxonomy places the organism in Eukaryota, Fungi, Ascomycota, Sordariomycetes, Xylariales, Hypoxylaceae. The transcript has 2 exons. The record is from RefSeq and is a predicted model, not a curated record.